UGCCUGUAGAUCUUGUGAAUAGCGAAGGCACAUUUAUUUCUUCGGUUCAAAGUCCGAACCAUUUUAUCAUAAAAAUUCAAAUGUCUCAAACGAAAGUAGAUUUGAAUCGUAUAGCUCGUAUCAGUUCUCACAGUUUAAGAAACUCUCAACACCAAAUUCGUGAAAUUGUUUAUACGUGUUAAAAAAAAUAAUUAGAAUGUAAAAAGAUGCCUAAAAUGUUAAGAUAACUUCCCUUACACUCCUCAAAGAUUUUCCUGGGUCUCCACGGCCUAGGGAAACUAUAAAGGGUGGACUAUUUCGGGAGUUUUCCCUUUGCAUCAUUUGUCGAGAAUUUAGAAGCAAACAAAUUUGGCUAAACAAGAUUCAAAAAUAAAAAUAAAAAAGAUGAAACUGCUUGGUGCUUGUACGACUAUAUUAAAACAUCAAAAAUAUAGUAAGGGUUGUAAUAAACGUCCUAUGAGCUGCGGCAGAUGCGGUGGGGGCGAUAAAGACGGCGGGUCUGGGAAGAGUAGGGGAUGUGAGAAAAGAAAGAGGUGCGACGAUAAUGUGAGAUGCGGUGGGAACAAACGCCGUGCCGCACCCUGCUGCUGUGGAACGGACCAGGUGCCAAAAAAACCAUUUUGGACUGGCAGUAAAGCUUUAUUCUUCUGUUUGCUUACUUUUGGGGCCGGUAUUUACACGGGCAUCUACAUAUCGCAAAACUAUGAGGUGCCGCGUGUCGAUGACCCCCCCAAACUGAUCGAAAAGCUAAAUGAGAAGAUCCGAGAGUUGGCCGACGACCAUAAGAAAAACUAUCCGGGUUAUGCCAAGGCUCAUCCUAGAACUCGUAAGAGAGGCGAGGAAGAUGAAGAUAACGAUUCUGUCAAAUUGAAAAAACUUAGGCGUGAUAAAAAGGAGUAGCACGACUGCCAAUUCAUUUAAGCUGGGGACACGCGAGAGUCAAUUUCAAGAAAACCUCAAGUUUUGAGAACUCAAGAUACAUACAUACAUGUGUAGGUCCAAAAGAGGCAUUACGCUCUGGACCAGCAUUAUGUUCUGAUGAGUAGGACAGCGAGUUUUUUAUGCAACUGCAAUAUAUUUUGAAAUGCCGCGGAACAAAUUGUGCAUGACCUCAAAAAAGAAGCCAAAAAGAUCCUGGACGAUUAAGGAGCCCGAUAGAGUAGAGUGCAAUUUGUAGGAAACUCAGGAAAUGCAAGAAAAGUCUACAACGUUUCAUUUUUGUGUUAAGUUUGAACAAAAUUUAUCUAUGGUCCAAUAAAGCGAUGUUAAAUGUUACUAAAUUAUGAUCAAUAAAACAUAUGACAAUUGUUUUGGCCAA
Scaptodrosophila lebanonensis is the source of this 1318-nucleotide messenger RNA. RefSeq lists its product as uncharacterized. The record is from RefSeq and is a predicted model, not a curated record. The transcript has 5 exons. Lineage: Eukaryota; Metazoa; Arthropoda; Insecta; Diptera; Drosophilidae. The coding region runs from base 385 to 900 and encodes 171 amino acids.